Messenger RNA from Aphanomyces invadans, 231 nucleotides. RefSeq lists its product as hypothetical. The record is from RefSeq and is a predicted model, not a curated record. Bases 1 to 231 code for a protein of 76 amino acids. Lineage: Eukaryota; Oomycota; Saprolegniomycetes; Saprolegniales; Verrucalvaceae. The transcript has a single exon.
AUGAACUCAGCUGGGGUAACGUUUGUGAGUAAACGAAAUCCCUUCACACCAGAUUCUCCCAAGAGCUUAAUCUAUUACGGGCUAGGUCGUGUCCGUGACAUCGACAUGCUCGUCCACCAUGUCACCGAAUCACUCGACGUAUUCGUCCAGGAAAACUUGGUCGUGCUCAAUAUGCUCCUGCAGAUUCUCCAACAUGGCGACGGGGUUGAAAACCAUUUGAACGGGUUGUGA